Molecule: messenger RNA, 2856 nt
Organism: Acomys russatus (golden spiny mouse)
Lineage: Eukaryota; Metazoa; Chordata; Mammalia; Rodentia; Muridae
Exons: 17
Cellular component (GO): perinuclear region of cytoplasm
Source: RefSeq, a predicted model, not a curated record
UUAACAAUUUCCCUCCAGAAGUUUCAGCAGAAGGCUGUGAAGCAAACUAAGCAGAAGAAAUCCACGUCGGCUGAAUUUCUGAUGGUUAAAGAAUGCGGGGAAGCUACGGAAGGGGCCGGGAAUCCAGGUUUUAACAUGAGCAGCCCAGAGCUCGCAGCACAUCAGACUCCAGAAGGGAAAGUUAUUAGACGUGACAUGCUGGAUCACACCCUUGCAGCUCAUCAACAAAAACCCAGGCUGCCAGCCUCAGCAGGACCCAAAGGAAAUGAAUACAGCAGAAAUUACUUUGACCCAUUGAUGGAGGAGGAAAUAAACUCAAGGCAGUGCCGGAUGGAGGUCAGCCGAAGGGAAAGAAGGAAGAAGGAAGAGAUGCCAGAUUGGGACGCACUCAGCCAUUCCAGUACGAGUCAGGAUACUCACGAAGAGCCUGAGGAAGCCACCCCUGCACACACAGAGUGGUCUGAGAGGCGAGCUCCGCGAGGCAUCAUUCGGCUUGCAGGCUCUCCAUCAGGACAGGAUUUGAAGUUUGAAAGAAAAGGACUCAGCCAGGACAUUUCCAUGUCAUGUUUGAAGAAGGAUAAAGCAUUUGGGAAAUCCCUGAGUCAGCCCUGUACUGCCGAUGGGAAUCCUUAUACAAAGGACUGUGUCGCGGAGCAGUGCUCACUUCCAGAAGCGGCUAAAGAGUCCGAAAGAGCAGAAAGAGCUUUCUGGAAGGGUAAGCACUCUCAGUUGCCUCGCCUACAAAUACAGAUCAGAUGUAUCAGGGGCCUCAAGGACAAGGCUCCCCAAGGCUCCUACCUCCUCAGAGUGUCUCUGCUCAGUCAUCUGGGGAGUUGUGUCUCACAGUGGUGUCAAACUGAGCAGCUGAAGACAAGAACACGCCCAAUUCAUCAUGGUGGCCACUUUUAUGAUGUGGGGCUAUAUUUCCACGAAAGCCUUUUUGUGGUACUGCCUCAGAGGAACACUGUGAAACCUGGCUGGUCUUUCUUGUUUGAGCUCGUCUUUCUCCAUGAAACACACGUUCAUAAUGACCUGAUCAUGGGCUGGGCAGUCUUUCCUGUGUGUGAUAACAACUUCUUUACAGUGGAGGGAAAAUUCAAGUGUCCCCUUCUCCGAGGACCUUAUGACCAGAAACUGGACAGCUUCAGAAAAAUAGAAAAUUUGGUUUGCCAAGACUUGGACAAGUGGCUGUGCAAUCUAUAUUUUAAGGUAAUUAAAACUCCUUUGCAUUCGGAUGAUCAAAAGAGCCAUGAGAGCCGCAGGCAGCUUUCUCCCGAACAUCCUGUGUGCCUAAUGGCAGAUGCCGAGAACACAGAAUUCGAUUUGGAUAAUACAGCCAGCCCUUCAAAGAACGAACCUCCGGGAAACACCCAGGCUGAAAUGGGCAGAGCCACCCUCUCUUCUCAAGGAAACAUUUUUGAUAAAAUUGAACCCUGCCCCAGGGACUGUGAUCUCGGCCUCUUCAAAGGAGCCCAUGACUUACACACUAAGGGUGAGAGUUUGGCUGCCCAUUCUGUGAAAGAAAGAUUUACUGUGUGGAGGCCUGGAGAGCCUGGAGAUUACUCAGGGGAUAUGUCUUACUUGGAGGAACUGGAGCAACAUCGAGUUUCAGUUUGGCGCCCUUCAGUUGCAGACGGCCAUGGUUCUGUAGAGUUAUCCAAGCACCUCCACUUUGCAUGGGUGACCUUGUUCUCAGAACUUGAAUUAGCUCAAUGGCAAAGCCAGAGCUUCUGGUACAUCCUCCUGCUGGUGGCUUCUCUCUGGUUCCUGAGGCUCUACGUGCAUUACCUGGGCCAGUGGCUUUUCCUCUGGGCCCUUUCAACUCCAGUUACAAAAUUCCAGUUUUAUUCCUACACUGUUGAUCUCUGCUACCCGAUUUCUUCCCUUCACGUCGGAGAAGAGCUGGCUGUGAUUGUAUUGGGGCCUUUAGCUUUGAACACAAUCACAUUCCCCUUGCUUCUGAUCAGAUGGGGCUGUCAGCUACUGUUUUCUUCCUGCCCGGAUGCCUUGUCAAAGCUAAUCGUCACGAUGGGACUAUGGACAGUUCUAGACCCGUUGGCAGUGUUUAUAGUGGAUGCUUUCCUGGGGCGACUUGCACAUAAUGGGGAGACUCCUGUUGCGGAUGCAGCUAAACUCUACUGGAUGUUCCUGAGAACCAAGCAACCAGCCAUCCUCGGUGCUGGGAUCACAGUGGUACUUUACACUCUUCUGUUUGUCAUCUCUUCCUUGAUUUUGUACUUGUAUUGCCUCAGGUUGCACAAUGACUCUUGGAUAUUAGAUGCAUUUCAGAGAAUCCACAGUGAAGAAACCAAGUUCUUCAUGCCCUACGAUUUGGAGAUUUCUAAUCAGGAACUGAGUCACAUCGUGAAAAGGUCUGAGCAGUGGAGAGGCAUCAAUGGCGAGAGAAGGAAGGUGGCAGUGCACAAUUACAUCUGCAAAAGCCGUGACACCAAGUCCAGUGUCUCCAGCUGUGACCCCCACCAUCAGGAUGAACUAUCUGCAUCUGCAGUGGGUCCAGGAGGAGUUAUUUCCCACAUAUCCAUAUACACUGCUUAUUUCAGUGGGUUUCGAGAGUUGCAUCGCCAUUUUCUCAGGCUCCCUGAUGGAGCCAUCAUUGAGGUGUUUGGUGACAUCAGUGCCUUGAGGUUUGUCCCCAGUGAAGUGAUUACCACUAUUGAGGAGCACAUAAGAGAGAUAGACACUGUGCAGAGAGAAGCCUUUGCUAGUGCUCAAGAGAAACAAGAGAGCUCUGGGGAAACAAGAGGUAAUUUUGUCUGCAGCUUGAACAUUGCAUCAUCACUACCUGUGGUUGAGAAAAGGAAGCGCAAUGUUGUAUUUCAGUACAGCGCCUUAUGA